AUGUUGGCUUGCCUAAUUGGGAUAAUUGGUACACCUAAUAUCCGCAUAGUUUCCAGGGAAAAUCCCAAGGCAGAUGAUCAAAUGAUUCAGAUUGCUGGAGACAUGGCUAGUUUAGGAUGCUCUUUUACAAGUGACCUCGCGGCUGAGGGCUUCGAUAGGGGUGAUGCUAUAUCGACUUAUGUGUCCAUUCUUCCGUACCUUCCCAUGCCAAUGAAUGAAUCAAUUUCAAAAGAGUUUACUAUCCGUUUGUUUUUCCAUACUACAAAUAUUGGAGACGUGAUUGGUGGUCGUACAAUCAUUCAAAUCUUGCGAGAGUCGAGAGCAAAUAUUAAAAUUGGCUCGAGGUUAGGGUUUGUAGUCGUACAAGACUUGCGUGUUCUAGGUAUUUUGGUGUUGUGCUAUGGAUUACUGAUAGAGGGAAAGAGGCAGUGCUAUGUUGGUGAGUAUGGGAUGGGUGGCAAAGGGUGGUGGUGGUGA
This is a messenger RNA of Ilex paraguariensis (yerba mate), 477 nucleotides long. Lineage: Eukaryota; Viridiplantae; Streptophyta; Magnoliopsida; Aquifoliales; Aquifoliaceae. The record is from the annotation of a GenBank genome assembly.